This is a messenger RNA of Effrenium voratum, 1745 nucleotides long. The record is from the annotation of a GenBank genome assembly. NCBI's taxonomy places the organism in Eukaryota, Dinophyceae, Suessiales, Symbiodiniaceae.
GUUGCCCGUGAAGCCUUCCGGACGGGGAUCGAUCCGAGCAGUCGCAUUUCGCCAUGUCGAGUGGGCUCUACACGGUGUUCGACUGUUUGACGGAAGGGAUACCCUUUGCAGCGAGGCUCCUGCACGAGGUGGUGCACCACUGGGCACAGGGUGCCCGCGAGCUGGCCACGUUCGGAGCCGGCGACGAGCUUGUUCUGGGACUCAACUUCCUGAGGCGCACAGGCGUGGAGCAGAGCAUCCCUUGGCGCAAGCACUCCCGCGCCUCCGUGCAGGUGCUGCUGGACAACUUGCAGGCCUCCUGGGUCAACGACUCGGACCUGAGCCCGGAGGAUGUCGCGGCCCAGGGCAGCUCCAUGGAGAUCCUGGAGAGCUUGCUGGCAUCGGAGGCCGCGCUCCUCACAGGGGACGCUCUGCAGACAGCGAUUCAGGUUUGGACGUUCCGCCCACGCGAAGUCCUGCGUGCCCUCGCCAACGGGGCCCAGCGCUUGAUCUCCGCCGGCGUGGAUGUGACGGUUGUGACGUUGAAUCAGGCAGAGAGGACGGGCAAUGCCGCCGUGCCGGGCGUCAAGGAGGUGUGCGUUGCUGGCACGAAGUCCGCAGUGCUGCGGUUUUUGCGGAAGCGGCUCUUGGUGCAGAUUUCUCUGGACCUGCAGUUGCCGCAAACCUUGACGGCCCCAGUGGCCUGGGCAUUGGGCGACGUGCACAUGGAAUCGGAGCCUUGCUUCAAGACGGUCCGUUGCAUGUGCUCCCCGGUGAUCUUCAUGGUGCCCGGCCAGCAGGAGGCGGCCACGGCGCGCCUGGCGCGGUGUGAGUUUUACUUCCGCCGGCUGGUCAAGCGCGAAGGCAUCGAGGCCUGGCACCUCUACGGCGUGCCUUUGGUGGUGCACGCAGAUGAGAAGCCGGGCCUCGCAACCAGGCUGAUGGACCGACAGAAUUCGCCACUGGACUUUGGCAGCUUUACAGAGCACCUCGCGCAAGGAGUGGCCGCGCUCUACGUCUCCAAGGUGUGCCCACUGGAGCUGCGUGUAGGCACGCAGCACUUCACCUGGCUCGCCACAGCGCCUUCGGGCGCCUCCUCACCUGUUCUGGUGCUUCAGGGCUUGGCCGACCUCCACAGCGCGAUCCUGCCCGCAUUGCAGGAGAAGGAGCCGGUCGAUCCAGUUGAGGAUUCGGUAGGUGACGCCGCCUGGCAACAGCUGGGCUUCUACAACCCCCUCUCUUUCCACAUGACAACACCCACUGCCGCUGGGCAGGUGGUGGAGGCCAUUUGGGUUUCCUCUGAGGCGGCGAAAGCGCGGAAGGGCAAGGGCAAAGGUGGCAAAGGUGGCAAAGGCGCCAAAGGCCGCGGCGCUCGACGCCAGGCCCCGAGGCUGGAGGCGGCCGAGGCGCCGCAGCCGCAAGUGCCGAAGAGGCCGCUUCCGGCCAGCGCGGCGCCUUCGGUGUCUCGAAUCCGCUCCGAGGGCAGUUUGGCGCAGCUGGCGCCCAUACUGCAGCAGCCGCCCCGGCGCCGGCUUCGGCCCACCAAGAGCAACUCAGGGAGCCUGCUGACGGAGGAAGAGGUGGCACGUCUGGCAGAGGGACUCUUCGACCUUUGAGCGCAAGCGCUUGGAUCGGCAAAACGUGUAGGAAAGGAGCGGACACAUCCCGUCAUGCCACCUCCGCUUCCUUCUGCUUCUGCCUACCUCAUCUCUCUUUCCGAUGUAGACUCAAGACCCUUGAAGAUAGGGGCGGAGGUAGAAAGAGAG